Messenger RNA from Lithohypha guttulata, 1869 nucleotides. RefSeq lists its product as uncharacterized. The record is from RefSeq and is a predicted model, not a curated record. Lineage: Eukaryota; Fungi; Ascomycota; Eurotiomycetes; Chaetothyriales; Trichomeriaceae. Bases 1 to 1869 code for a protein of 622 amino acids. The transcript has a single exon.
AUGCGCGUGAGUCGGUCUUUAGGGGCAAGACUCACGGCUUCGAAGCCAGGAUCCUUAGCAUCGCCAGCCACUGUAGACCGCGCUCAUCAACUAGCAGCUCAGUUUCGCCAGAAUAAGCACGAUUCCAAGCGCAGAGAUAUCAUCAACCAAGAGUUAUGUGACCAAGCUAUUGACAUAUUACGACCUACACUCCCUGCCCCUGGCACCUUUGACAUUAUCGAUAUCCAUCCAGGAGCCGCUGUCUGGUCCCAAACUCUGAAUGCAGCCCUGAAGCCACGUCGCCAUGUUCUUGCCGAGCCUGAAAGAGAUGUGUAUGCCACUCAGAUCGAGCCACUCUUGAACCAACCAGACUCAAAUUAUGUUUACGCAGAGGACUUCCACGCGCCUUUCAUCCAAGCUGGGGAAUUGCCCUUUAGUCAACAUGUUCAGGCAAAAAGCCAGGCCGUUGAUGUACGACAAUCUUGGAAUCCACAACUGAUCGUGACUGCAAAUCUGGCCAGGAAACAACUAGGUCCAGGUACCUUUGCAAAGACCAUGAUUGGCCAGUUCUGUCGCAGUCUUACUCUAACCGAGUCCAAAUUUGUUGAUUACUUCAAGUACGGCCUCUACAAGUUGCUUGUGUGGGUACCCAUAAGGGAUCGUGUCAAUAUUGUUCCGAGAAGCACAGCAUUCCGGACGAGGGUCCAGAGGCACCUAGACGCAGCUUUUGAUGUGCGAGAGAUCGUCAGUAGUUUUCCAGGCGAUGGAUAUGACCGCCAGUGGAAUCGUCCUUGGUAUGCUGCCGAGAUCGAGAGGACCCGUGAGGUUCAGGAAAGGCAGCGACAAGCUGGUUUUGAUGUUCCUGUGCACCGGCAACAGCCUGAACCAGAACCCUAUUCAAUCGCCGUCGACCCUGUUCCGGAAAACUUUGGCCUACUCUCACGAUUGCGUCACAAGCCGGAUGUUAUUCAGGAAUAUCUUGAUCUCUGGGAUGAGGUCGAAAAGGCCCAUCCGGAAUGGAUGGGCAAUUACCUUAGACAGCGUGCUGAACUAGAUCUGUUGGAAGAGCUCCAGAUACAGCCCUGGUUGAAACGCCGACUCAAGCGAACUGGUUUUGGAGUGGCAUCGUAUUCUCCUCGACUGGUACCACAUGACGAUAUCAGGUGGAAGUGGAUGUUGAUGCGGAAUCGCAUGAACACGCUGUACAAUCGCUAUAACAGGGUGGAGAACCUAGCACGUGAGCAAAUAGCCUUGGAAAAAGAGCUGCUUAACAUAAGGAAGGCUUACCCAGAAGACAAGGGUCCCUAUGAAGCUCGACUGCAAGAACUCAAGCCUGCGUUCGAGAAAAUAAAAACUCGCCAUAGAGAGAUGUUCAAAGACAACCGAUCAUCCUACGUCAAAGCCAUUGACGACCACCGUGCCAACAUCUACGGAGUCCUCAAUUUCAACCGACAAGAUCAUGAGCCCCUUUUGUGCCACAAGGACUUGGACUUCUAUCCUCACCAACCUCUGAUGCUGCUUGAGCUUAUCCCGAAAGCGUCGUUUGUUGCAAGUAUCAAUACAGCAGAACGGCAGAUUUGCUUUGACUAUAUCAAUCACAUGAUGAAUACUGGCAUCUAUACCACGCUACAAGAUGUCCUUGAGCGGCUAGUGGGAAGCAAGAACAGUGCUGUAUAUCACGACCUCUUAGCCACUGUGCCCAAACUGACUGACCCUUUGUAUGGAGGUUACCACGAUCUGAGCGAUGUGAGAGUGCGUGCGAUUCAUGCAGAUCUUCUUGUCGAGCUGGCGGUAGCUUACGAAGCUUGGCCUCUUCGAAGGGAUAUAGCUCACAUGUUGCGCACCCUAAGGCCCGGUCUCGGAGAUCCGAACAGACGCAGGAGGCACUGA